AUGGCUACAGAAGUUCUUACACACGACAAUCAAACAGAAGUGCUUGAAAUUGCGCUCAUUGACCGCGCGGAACGGCACAAUGGCGCCGAUGCGACGCCGCAGCACGGUGCAUUGUCGAUUUUGACCCUGUAUAUGAGCGAUUUUACGCAGUGCUCGCUAGGAUUUAAGCAGGAUGCGCUUCUUUUGCGCACGAUGGAGCAGCUGAAAGAGGCUGCGAGCAUUGAUUCCGUGCGCCAGUUGGCCGCAUUUGCAGCGCCGCGCACAAAACCGAGCCCUGGCUGGGCGCUGUACGAUCCUGUCGCUGAAUUUAAGCGCCAAGGCGUGGGCGCACGCACCAAGGCGUGGCGAUUUACCGACGUGAAUGCCGAUUACACGCUGUGCGCAACAUACCCCCAACGCUUGGUUGUCCCUGCACGGGUCAACGACGAGAUGCUGGUGAAUGCUGCCAAGUACCGAAGCAAAGGGCGCAUCCCCGUGCUGUCAUACCUGCACUGGGCUGGGCACGGCACGAUCACGCGGUCGAGCCAGCCCAUGGUCGGACUGAAGCAGAAUCGCAGCGCACACGACGAAAUGCUGGUCAACGCCAUUUUCGCGACGCCUCUUGAGGGAGAGCAGGAAGAGAAUGCGUACGGUGCGACCUCGACAAAUCUCAUUAUUGACGCACGGCCUGCAACCAAUGCAAUGGCAAAUAUGGCAAAAGGUGCAGGGACCGAGAUGAUGGAGUACUAUCCCCGCAGCAAAAAACAGUACCUCGGCAUCGACAAUAUCCAUGCCAUGCGCGAUUCUCUGCGCCGUGUGCACCGUGCACUGCGUGGAACAGAUCCCAAUCCAGGGUUUGCAGGAGAUGCUGUUGCGUUGGCCUCUGCAGACCAAGUCGCAUUGCGCAGCUCGCGCUGGCUCAAGCACAUUGCCAUCAUCCUCGACGGCACCUGUGUGAUUGUGCGCAAUGUGCAUGUGAAUAACUCACACGUGCUUGUGCACUGUUCCGACGGCUGGGACCGUACUUCGCAGCUGACGUCGCUCGCUUCGCUUUGCCUUGAUCCAUACUACCGCACAUUGGACGGGUUUGCGGUGCUCAUCGAAAAAGAAUGGGUCAGCUUUGGCCACCGGUUUCAGGAGCGCAAUGGCUUGGUUGGUCUUGGUGCGCAGAAGUUCAGUAUGGCGCCGCCACAGCGAGAGAUGCUUGUAGACACGGAGUCGAUGCUGCUCGAGGAGGCGCCACACCCUGCGGCGCCGCAAGCGUCAUUUUGGGACUUUACCAAGCACUUUACCGCGCCUUUCCAAGUUACCGCUACGUCAGAGUGUGCGCCCAUUUUUCACCAGUUCCUCGACGCCGUCGCACAGCUCCUAGCUCAAUUUCCUGCUCGAUUUGCAUUCAAUGGAAAGCUCCUCGCCAUGUUGCUGCGCGAGGCGUAUGCAGGGCGCACCGGCACGUUUCUGUACAACUCAGACAAGGAACGAAGAGAAAAAAAUGGCGCACUUUCGCCCCUGGAAGCAACGGAAAGCGUCUGGGAUGCGGUGCUGUCAAACAGGGACGCGUUUAUGAACCCUAUGUACGAUGCAAGCCUCGACAACCAUGCUACACGCGGCGAUAUGGGCGUGCUAUUACCAGAUACCCGUGCAGUGCAUUUCUCUGUGGACCUUUUCCAAAAACCGUACCACGAACUGAACGCAUUGCUGGAUACCGAGCGCAGCGAGCAGCGCAAACUGCAGGAUAGAAUUGCUGCACGCGUCCACGAUCCUGCGCGUCCUGCCACGCACAAACAGGAAACCAACUUGGACGAAUCGAUUCAGGUAGCCGCGACCAAAAUGCGCUCUCUCUUUUCCGACGGCUGGGAAAAGUUUCAAGGCGCGAUGCGCAGCACGAGCUUGGAAGAGCCUCCGCCAGUGCAGGAUUUCGUAGAACGCACGAGCCCGCCACGCAUGCCGAGCCCGCCACCGAUUCCUUUGGAUCCACGCUCCACGUUGGCACCGCAGAUGCUUCCACCUCCCAGCGCUGUGGCCGCGCCGCGUCCCUCGCCAAAAAAAGCCCCCCCCGCGCACCAAGAUCCUCUUGGCGCGUGGCAGCUGUAG
Messenger RNA from Malassezia vespertilionis, 2073 nucleotides. RefSeq lists its product as uncharacterized. Lineage: Eukaryota; Fungi; Basidiomycota; Malasseziomycetes; Malasseziales; Malasseziaceae. Gene Ontology annotation, molecular function: phosphatase activity. The transcript is spliced from 3 exons. The record is from RefSeq and is a predicted model, not a curated record. The coding region runs from base 1 to 2073 and encodes 690 amino acids. Gene Ontology annotation, biological process: dephosphorylation.